Ictalurus punctatus (channel catfish) is the source of this 1319-nucleotide messenger RNA. Its product is annotated as macrophage-capping protein. Gene Ontology annotation, cellular component: actin cytoskeleton; cytoplasm. Bases 1 to 972 code for a protein of 323 amino acids. The record is from RefSeq and is a predicted model, not a curated record. NCBI's taxonomy places the organism in Eukaryota, Metazoa, Chordata, Actinopteri, Siluriformes, Ictaluridae. Gene Ontology annotation, molecular function: actin filament binding; phosphatidylinositol-4,5-bisphosphate binding. Gene Ontology annotation, biological process: barbed-end actin filament capping; actin polymerization or depolymerization; actin filament severing. The transcript has 7 exons.
AUGUUCCCAGUGUGUGUGUGUGUGCUUGGUGAAGGUGUGUUUGGAUGGAGGGUGGAGAAGUUGAAGGCCGUGCAGCUGGACAGCAGGCAGUUGGGUGUGUUUUACACCGGAGACUCCUACAUCAUCCUGAACAAACACUGCGAGGGGGCGGAGCUACACAUGUGGAUGGGGGAGGAGUCAUCGCGGGAUGAGCAGUGUGCCUGUGCCAUGUUGGCCACUCAGCUGGACCAGUUCCUCGGGGGGGACGCUGUACAGCACAGACAGGAGCAGGGACACGAGACAGAAGAGUUCAUGAAGCUCUUCCCUAAUGGACUGAACUAUAAAAGUGGGGGUGUAGAGUCCGGGUUCAGGCGGGUGCAGAUGGAGUGUGUGCCGGUGCGAUGUCUUUAUCAGGUUAAAGGAAAGAGAAACAUCUGUGUGAGAGAGGUGGAGGUGAACUGGAGGAGCUUCAACUCUGGAGACUGCUUCAUCCUCGAUCUGGGACAGCUCAUCAUCUCGUGGAGUGGCUGUAAAUCGAGUGUGUUUGAGAGACAGAAGGUUCGUCAGAUCGCCGCUUUAAUCAGAGACACGGAGAGAAAUGGCAAAGCCCACAUCCGUGAUGUCACACAGGGGGAGGAGCCACUAGAGAUGGUCCAGGUUCUUGGUCCAAUCCCAGCAAUUGAAGACUCAUUUGAGGAGGACAGUGAGGCAGACAGGACAAACUCCGCCUCUCUCUACAAGGUGUCUGAUGCUUUGGGCUGCCUGUCUGUCACUCGGCUGUGUGAUAAAGCGCCUUUCGAUCAGAAACUACUGCAGAGAGACGACUGCUUCAUCCUCGACAAUGGAGCCAACGGCAAGAUCUUCAUCUGGAAAGGUGGUGGUGCCAAUGUGGAGGAGAAGAGGGCGGUGCUGCAAAUAGCAGAUGAGUUUAUUCUGAGGAUGGGUUACUGCAGAGCCACAACUCAGGUAAACACACGCACACACAUUCAUUAACUAAAAAUUCUGAAAUAGAAGCUCAUUGAAAGUUUUGUUUUGUGUGUGUGCGGGCAGGUGGAGAUUUUUCCUCAAGGUCGUGAGUCUGUUCUUUUCAAACAGUUUUUCCAAAGCUGGGGUUAAACAAACACGCACGCACGCACGCACGCAGAGAACAUUCAGUCAUUCACUAUGAGUUCGAAACUGACUGUAAUUAGAGCUGUGAUUUAUUUCUUUCUGAAACAUGUGUAAAUAAAAUGCCAGGGGGUGUGUGUGCGUGUGUGUUAGGUUUGAUGUUUAAUUGUAUUAUAUAAUGAUCUCCCAGUCAGAUUCCACAUUAUAAAACACUACUAUUGACCUAUAAAGCA